Messenger RNA from Endocarpon pusillum Z07020, 1218 nucleotides. RefSeq lists its product as uncharacterized. The coding region runs from base 1 to 1218 and encodes 405 amino acids. The record is from RefSeq and is a predicted model, not a curated record. The transcript is spliced from 5 exons. NCBI's taxonomy places the organism in Eukaryota, Fungi, Ascomycota, Eurotiomycetes, Verrucariales, Verrucariaceae.
AUGAGCCAUGAUCGCUCAGGUGAGAAGGAGGACGGUGGACGGCACAGUGAUCGAGCACAACAGCGGGAUGUUUCUGGUUUCCAGCAACACCAGUCGAGUCCCUGUCCUGGAGAGACUGAUCAAACCACAUGCCUGCGCGUACAGCAAGCCCAAAUCAACAUCUCGUCUGAGCAGAACAAUCGCGCAAAUCAGACGCAGCACACUCACACAUCGGAGAGGGAAGAACAUAGGCGUGAAACCCAAGAGAAAGAUGAAAUGCUUCGACAUUGCUACCAUGAGAUUAGCAAAUUGCGGGCUUCUGUGGAGAGCUAUACCAAACAGAAACUGAUGCUGCAACCCCAGCAAGCCUUGAAAGACUCUGACAUCGCCUUCAGAUAUCAAGAUCUUUGCACCGCCAUCGCAGACUGGGAGGAGAUCCAGUUUGGACAUCUCGAUAGCCCACUGCAAAAUUUGGAGCAAAUUAGGUGCAGUCAAAUGGGAAAGGAGCUGGUAAAUGCAUAUCUUGGCUUCAGUGAUGAAGCAAAAAUUGCCGUCACGCAUCCAAUGACGGAAAACAUCAUGCUAACCUAUUGGAUACACCGCCAUCUAGAGAAGUUUGUGUCAGUCGUCAAGCACGGCAUGAGGACGAUGCAGCCUCCAAGAGAUGAGCUCCUCGUUGGAAUGGUGGGUUCUGAGCUUCAGCGAGUGUUAAGCCAAACCCCGGCGAUGCUCGGUCAGCGAGAUGAGUACCUGGAAGGGCAAUGUCGAACGCUAGCCGAGGUACUCAUGGAAUUUCUCCCAGACGAUCAAAAGGCAAAUUUCCGGUUUGCUGGCCUAAUGACGAUCUUCAAAGACGCAGCAGAUCUAGCUCAUCAGAUUCAGUUGACUCCUCAGUCGUACGGCUAUGACACUGCUUUUUGGUACAGCGAUCCCAAUUCUGCCCGCGUCCUUUUCGACGACGAGAGAAGAGAAUACAAAAUCAUCAACGCGGCAUAUUCUCAGCCCAUUCGUGACAAUGAUAUCAUCGAGGUUGGACCGAAUGGUAGAAUCGGCAAAAAGCUCUGCGUCAUCCAUCCCGCCCUGGUUCGUAGAGGUCAAGGGGAGCGAGGGGACAUGGUACUCACCCAAGCAACCAUCCUCGCUAGUCUCGACAAGCCUAUCAGCCGUCCACAGAGAGCUAAUACACAGCCCAAAAUCGAAGUGAAGAUUGAACCUCGAGAGCAUGAACAGGCAAGUUGA